Chironomus riparius is the source of this 5856-nucleotide messenger RNA. Lineage: Eukaryota; Metazoa; Arthropoda; Insecta; Diptera; Chironomidae. The record is from the annotation of a GenBank genome assembly.
CAAAAAUUGCAAAAUUUACUGACAGACAAACAAUGUGAAUUAUGAAAAAGAUAACUCGAAAAACUUGAGAGCAAAAAAAAAUAAAUUUAAAGAAAAGUGAAAAAUUAAUUAAUCUGCUUAAGGAAAAUGAAUUCAGAAGAGACAAUAGUUAUGAACGGAAUGCAGCCUAAAGAUGAUGAGAUGAAGUGGAAUCAUAAGAAACGAGCUAAAAAUCCCUUCCUGCUAUUUUGCGAGACAGUUCUAAAUCAUGAAAGAGAACUUUUAUCAGAGACACUAAAUUCAUCACAGGAAUCACUUAGUGAAAAUCAGGCUCCUGAAGGACAAAACAGUAGCUCAAUUGAAAAUUCGACAUUUAAUUCUGAUUCUGACGGAGCAAAUGGUGAGAUUUCAAAAAAUUAUACAAAUGACAAUGAAGGCGAUGGUGAUAGUUUCAAUUCAGUGACAUGUUUUUGUGGUAAGCCGUUUGCUGGACGUCCAAUGAUUGAGUGUUCAGCGUGCUUGACAUGGCUUCAUAUGUCUUGUGUGAAAGUAAAACGCAAGAAUAUACCAGAAUUUUAUUAUUGUGAUAAUUGUAAAAGUAAUGGGCUCUUAUCGCCAAACGCAAUUGGAUCAUCGGGAGAGGAAGGAACACCUAUACGUCAACAGAAUGGCACUAUCAGUUCAAAUAAUAAUAUAGAUGGGAUUUUAUACAGUAGCAGCACGCACCAAAAUAAUAAUCAAAACAACAGUAAUAACACCAUCAUCAACAAUACUAUCAAUAAUUUAACAGCAGCCACAAAGCCCAAAAAACCGAAGAUGUCGAUUAAGAAAUCGAGCGCAAGCUUAAUGAUGAUGAAUAGUAGUGAUAAUAUUAAGAAUAAUACAAAUAGUGAUAGUAAAUAUUUAUCUAAGAAAUCCUCAAAUGUUAACGGUAAGCUAAAGAAAAUUCGUCAAACGACUAAGAAGGUACGUCCGACAGCAGCAACUGCAUCAGCAUCUAGCAAUUUGACCAAAACGAUUUCAUCAUCCUCGCUAGCGGCUGCUGCAUCACUAACAGCCCUAUCACUCAACAAUCAAGUCUCGCCAAGUCAAAUAAAUAAUAAUAUCAUCCUUGCGACGAAUGGCAUUGCUACUGACAAUUCAAAUAAUUUGUUAAAGUCUCCAAUUGCCACAAACAACAAUAAUAUCUAUAAUAAUGGUGAUGUCAUAGAAACUCAAAGUGAACGAACUCCAAUUAUUGAGAGUAAUGGUGCUGCUGCUACCACCAUCGUCGAGAAUUCGGAAAAAUUCAACAAUAAACGCUUGAAACUCCUUUAAUUAAGAAGAAGAAGAAGAAGAAGAAAUAAUGCACUAUAAAUACAUACACACAACAUGAGGAAACAAAAGUUAAUCACAUCUAAGAACGCAUGCAAAGAAAUCUAUCUUAAAGUUUUUCAUACUAUUUUUACAAGUUUUCUUUACACACACACACAAUUCUUUUUUAUUAUACCUACUUUUACCUUCUAUACUUCUUACUAUUAUUAUUAUUAUAAUUUCUGAGAGACGUCUGUAAUCAUCAUUCAGUAAGGAUCCAAUAAUUAACAUUUAUUUUUCAUCUCUUUAUUAUUAUUAUGAUUGUUCAACCAAAAUUUAAAGUGAAAAAGUGUUGUUUUUUGGGACUUUUAACAGGAGCUUGUGAGCUUGCUCGAACAACUAGUCACAAUUUUGCGUGCAAUCAGGUCUCAAAACCAUACAAAUUCAUUUCAAAAUACCCUACAAAUGUCAAUUGUUUGACUGGAAUUGUAUGGUUUCACACAAAAGAAUAAAAUAAUUAAAAUUGAUGAUAUGGACUACAGGCACAGUUAAGGUUUCAUAAAGUGAAUUGUGAUUAGUUAUCAGUAGAUAAGACCAGACUCUCCUGACUAUUACUAUUUAAAAUCGCAGAUGUUAUUAGAUUUGAUAGAAAAACUACAUUUUUAAGACAGAUGAAUAUAUUCAUAUUGAAACAGAUUAUUAAAUCUAUUUUUAGUUUAUAAGGAUAUAGUGCAGUAAGGGAUUAUGAUUAAUUAACUUUAACGAAAUAAGCUGAUAAUGUUUUAAAAGAGUGCUGUAUGGAUUCAAAAAGUUGCAAUUUCUCUUUUUUUUAAAAAUGAUAAUUUGGUUUUGAUAUAAAAAAUGCAGUGAGAAUCCAUGUCCAGCUGAAUGUUUAUUGAAUGUAAAAUAUAUUUCACGUUUUCAUUUCUAGGAAUUUAACAUAGAGGAUAUUUUAAGAGAAAACAAGUAAAUUAAAGCUUAAUGAUGAAAAGUAGAGUAAUGGAAUGAAAUAAAGAAACCAGUAAAGAGGUGGUUCCCUCGUGACCGACUGAAGCGCAUUUUCCCCGUACAGAAUUUGAGUAUACUUCCUCUUCAUUAAAUCCCAUCCUAAAUUCAUAUCGAGUAAAGCUUACAUAACAUCAUACUGAUAACAGCGAUGGUUGAUUAUUCUGUUUUUCUGGCCAAUGCCAGCUUGACAUAGAACACACAUUUUAAGCAUAGAACCGAAUCAAAAAAAAAAAAGCUUAAACUGGAGGAGUAGGUAGGCUGACAUUUUGACUGACAAAGUGCGAACAGUAGUGUGAUUUCCUGAUAGGAAAAUGUGCUUAAAAAAAGAGAUAUGACAGUGAAUAAUGUGAAUAGAUGAGUUGAUUGUCGGAUAUUGACUAAGGGAUAUUGAAAAGAUUUGAGAACUAGUCUUCAUUUACCCUUAUUAGAAUUUCUUGAAUAAUUGAUAAGAGAAUUUUACAAAUAGUAAUGAUAAUUGAUAGUUUCUAAACGCUUCUGUAAAUAAAUUAGAGGAAAUGUGUUUAUUAAAUGAUGUACACACAUUUAUAUUGAGUCAUUCGUGACUUAUUUGCUCCUUUUAAUUACAUUACUCUUAUAAUUUUAAUAAUUUUUCUACUGUGCAACAUUAGUGCAUUUUUUUGCAAAGUAGUUAACUUGCUGGAUUACAUAAACGUCGUUCAGUGAUUCCGCAAUCCAAUUCAACUCAUUUUCUAAAAUUUAAAGAAAGUUCGUUAAAUUUAAACUUUAGAAAGUUGUUCAAAUUUUAAAGGUUCGAUGAAUUUAUGACACACAAAUCUGAACAAGCAUCAAAGAUAAUGCUUUAGUCAUCCAUUUUCGAUGGCACAAGACAAACAUUUAAAGCUCAGCAGUCCUUUUCUUUCUGGAAACUUCAUUAAUGACUAGUUUUUAUUAUUUUUUUGCCAUAUCAAUUAUGUUGUUAUAGUUGUGUAAAAUAGAAAAGAAGAAUCAGUGAAAUAUCGCACUAUCGAUAUUGCCAUGUAAAAAUCAAUUUUUCGUUCAUAAAUUGUCUUUUGUUGAAAUAAAUUACAUUUUAAAUGAUAAGGAUUAAAAGUACAAGUUUAAAAAAGUGAAAAAACAUUUCAAUCCACAUGAUAAUUUUACAAUUAACGUCAGCAAGUGACAAAAUAGGAAGGCAACAAGUGUUUUUGUUAUAAUUUCUUUAAUGAAAUGCACAUAUACUUUAAAUUGUAAACCAACAAUUAUUCUAUUACAUUUUCAUUCAAAUCAAUUAAACAUAAGCACCACAAUUUACAGUUAUAUUGGGAAUUGAAUGUCAUUACAAGUGAUUAAUUGGAGUUGUAUGAACAGAUUGGGAACCGUACAACAUUUGGAUAUGGAAAACAUUUGAAUGGUUCUCAAGCAUUUGAAUUAUUCAAUUGCGUUUUCAAAACCAUACAAAUGUUUCAGCGAGAAUUUGUACGGUUUUGAUAAACAAUAUCCAAUCAAAACCAUACAAUUCCAGAAUGAAAUGAACAAUUGUAUAGUAUUGUAUAGAUGUUGUACGGUUCUCAAACACAAAUCUGAAUAAUCUCCCAAAAGCCUUCGAUUUCCAAUCCGAAAAACAAUAGAAUAUUAUUUGUCAGUAGUGAACUGUUCUGAAAAAAAAUGAAAAAAUCAAAAAAAAAGCGAAAAAAUAUGAAAAUGAGUAAAAUAAUUCUGUAAAUUUUAAAUUAGUUGUAUAAACAAGAAUACAAUGAAUAUUUUGGAUAAAAUAUAAGAAACUUAAUGAUUGAAAGUAAAAAUUUAAUAAUAAAAAACGUCUCAGUCUUUUUUAAUGCUAGAAACUUGUCAGGUUUGCUUUAUUUCAUAAACAGGCUAAAUUAUAAAUAAAUAUAAAUGGCAUUAAAAGAAUUUCUUGAAGAAGAACACCACGCCUUUAACCCAAUUAGGAAUCAAGCGUUGAAGCAACUGUUUCUCAGCAGUCUCUGAAUAUCGGAAGAGGUGAUCAUAUUCGGUUUUAAGGGACUUUUGAAGUUCCUUAUUGACGGUUACUAAACAAAUUUGAGCUUCCAAAUCACGAUGAACUGAUCGUUCGCCAUAAUUUGAUGAUCCAAUUACAGUCAUACAUGGCAAUUUAGAUCCAUUAAGAUGAUACCACAAUCCUUUUGCAUGAUAUGUCCAGUUAUCUCGUUCAUAUUCGAGUAAUGAGAAUCGACUUUCUUGUCCAUUUUCUUUAAUCUGUUCAUAAAACUUUCGAGCUAUUAAUGAGUACGCAUCAGGAAUUCCGCCAGAAGGAAAUUUUGAUCCUUUAAAGCCAUUAGCAUUUGGAUGAGCCAUAAUUAUACUGCAAUCAGCUUUACAUUUCUUUACCAGAGAGUCCAUAUAUGUCUGAGUCAAAUUAAAAUAUCCAGAAGUCAUUUUAAGUGUUGAUCCUUCUUCUCCACUACAUAAUAGCUUAUUAGAUACAAGACUAUCAUGAUGUAUACCGAUUUGUCCCAUUUCAAUCGUCGGGAAUAUCCAUGUGUCAGCAGUCUCGUCAAAAUCAUGGAUAUUGUUCUGCUUAUCAUAGACAGUCUUGAAAAAUUCCUUAAAUCUUCUCUGAGCUUCAAUUACAAAUUCUUUAUAGCUACUUUCAUAAGGCAAUAAGUUCCAACUUUCAUGCAUUCGAGUAUCACCAUUCGCAUCAACUUGCAUACUAAAUUCUUGUACCUUUCCUAUGACGUCAUUAAAGAAGUUUGAGACAUUAAUAUCCUUUAUUUCUAUAUAACGAUCCUGUCUAUUUGUGAAAUAGUCAUUUGAUAAAUUAGCACCAGAAAGGAUUAAUACGUCAUCAAAAAUGUAGAUUUUCAUGUGCUGCAGACCAAGCAGUUCAUUCCAUCGAGCUGGUGCCAAUUUCUUAGUAAUUCCUCUAAGCAUUGGAGUAUGAUAAAGUGACAAGUUACAGUUCCUGCUUUGUUCAACAAGUGGCAUAAUCAUUGACUUUGAGUUCUUUUUGCCACGAGUUCCUCGUGUAAAAUCUAACAGUAUAUUAACUUUAAGGUCAUCAUUUUCUGUGAUAUUGGUCUGAAUAGCUUUCACUAAAUCUGAUUCCAUUUUUCCAAUUCCAAGAUACAGACUAGCAAAUGAAAUUCGAUAUUUAGCUGCUGAUGCAUUACGCAAUAUACUAUCAUAGAAAUCUGAUGGUUCACUAAUGAUCCUAAUGUUACUGGAGUUGACUGGAAAGCAUGGUGUCAUAUCAAACAGAAAUGAGAAAUUUUCUAAUGGCCAAUAAUUAUAGCGUUUUUGAGUUUUCAUAUCGGUGGGUUUGAAAUAAUCAUGAUGAUUAGUGGUGGAUGGAAAGUCAAUGAACGUAGAUAAUAGUCUACGUAUCAUGUUAAUUGUAGCUAGAAAUAUUGCGAGGAAAUAAGAGAUUAUUUGAGAACUAGAAAAGCAAAAGAAAAUUUGAUGAAAUAAAAUGGAACGAAAUAAUGUUGUAAUGCUUAUUAUCAUUUUACCAAAACUUUGUGUUCUUCUGCUUAACAUGAUUGAUACUUUUCAUUAAAUCCUGUCAAUUGAAACAUUAAUUUCACUAUUUAUUGCUCUUUGUUGACUUUUUGUGACUAAAAGGGGGUUGAC